GCGAUGAUGUUGGCAGUUGCCAGGGCCGUGGGUGAUGGGUCUGCAGAAAAUUUCGUCCGAGACCUGCUGGGAAGAAACCAGGCGGAGAUAAACAGAGAGCGGGAGCUCGAGGCGACGUUCGUCAAUUUCGACCAAGACAGGGAUGACCGGCUCAACCACAGCGAGUCUUGGCUUUGGUACCGGUUUCUCGAUGAAGAGGGCCAGGACUCUGAUGUGACAGAACAGCACCAAGCUGCUUUUCUGGAGUUCGACCAUGACCACGAUGGCAAGUUCUCUCGCUCGGAAGUGUCUGAGCUUCUCUCUUGUAUGGACAAGGUGGAGGCGUUGCAAGAGGCUGUGGCCAGGGAGACCGAGGAGGAAGAAGCGGAGGAGGAAGAGGAGGAGGAGGACGGUGAGGCAGGCGAGAUGGCAGAAGGAACCGAAGGUGAUGAGGACGACUCAGAAGAGGAUGAGGAGGAGGAUGCAGAUGAAGAUGCGGAGGAUCAGUAG
Symbiodinium pilosum is the source of this 489-nucleotide messenger RNA. NCBI's taxonomy places the organism in Eukaryota, Dinophyceae, Suessiales, Symbiodiniaceae. The record is from the annotation of a GenBank genome assembly.